Messenger RNA from Pestalotiopsis fici W106-1, 1506 nucleotides. Its product is annotated as Dolichyl pyrophosphate Glc1Man9GlcNAc2 alpha-1,3-glucosyltransferase. Gene Ontology annotation, biological process: protein N-linked glycosylation. Bases 1 to 1506 code for a protein of 501 amino acids. The record is from RefSeq and is a predicted model, not a curated record. Gene Ontology annotation, molecular function: dolichyl pyrophosphate Glc1Man9GlcNAc2 alpha-1,3-glucosyltransferase activity. The transcript has 4 exons. Gene Ontology annotation, cellular component: endoplasmic reticulum membrane. Lineage: Eukaryota; Fungi; Ascomycota; Sordariomycetes; Amphisphaeriales; Sporocadaceae.
AUGACGGAGCACUACCCGACCCUUGCGCAAUGCGCCGUUGUUGCGACUGCACUCAAGAUCCUCCUAUUUCCAGCCUAUAAAUCAACGGAUUUUGAGGUUCAUCGCAACUGGCUGGCCAUUACCCACAGCUUGCCCGUAUGGGAGUGGUAUUAUGAGAAAACUUCGGAAUGGACUUUGGAUUACCCCCCUUUCUUUGCCUAUUUCGAAUGGGCACUCUCCCAGGUUGCCAAGCUGGUCGAUCCUCUGAUGUUGCGUGUGUACAAUCUGGAGUAUGAUAGCUGGCAGACGGUUUACUUCCAGAGAUUCACCGUCAUUGCCACGGAACUAGUUCUGCUAUACGCACUUCAGAUGUUCAUCGAUGCCAACCAUGGAACCGCCCGGCGGGCUGCUCAAGCCGCUGCUAUUUCUAUUUUCCUAUCUCCGGGCCUCCUCAUCAUUGACCAUAUCCACUUUCAGUACAAUGGUUGUAUGUACGGUAUCCUCAUCGCGUCUCUUGUCUUGGCUAAAGAGCGCUCUGGUCUUCUUGCCAGCGGACUUGUAUUUGCUGCCCUUUUGUGCAUGAAACACAUAUAUGCCUACCUUGCGCCAGCGUAUUUUGUGUAUCUGCUUCGAGUAUACUGCCUCUCGCCAAGAUCAAUCUUGCGUAUCCAGUUCCUCAACUGCAUCAAACUCGGCACCGGCAUCCUAGCCAUCUUGGGUGCCGCAUUCGGUCCUUUUGCCCUGAAAGAGCAGAUCCCGCAGAUUCUGAGCCGCCUGUUUCCAUUCUCGCGCGGUCUAUGUCAUGCGUAUUGGGCCCCCAACGUGUGGGCAUUGUAUUCCUUUAUGGAUCGUGUCCUGAUCUUCGCGGCCCCUCGACUUGGGUUGCCGGUCAAGGAAGAGGCAUUAAACAGUGUGACUCGUGGACUGGUGGGCGACACGUCCUUUGCCGUCCUCCCCGAGGUGUCGGCAAGGACGUGCUUUGUUCUCACACUUCUUUUCCAAGCCAUACCACUCACCAAACUCUUCCUCCAACCCAACUGGCAUGCCUUCGUUGGAGCAGUCACACUCUGUGGUUAUGCGUCGUUCCUAUUCGGAUGGCAUGUCCACGAGAAAGCUAUCCUGCUCGUUAUUAUCCCCUUCAGUCUCAUAGCACUCAAGGACCGAAGGUACCUUAGUGCAUUCCGACCCCUAGCUGUGUCUGGUCAUGUCUCCCUCUUUCCACUGCUUUUCACACCGGCCGAGUUUCCCAUCAAGACAGUCUAUACCGUGUUCUGGUUGAUUCUCUUUCUGAUGGGUUUCGAUCGCCUCGCACCAGCAUCCAACAGACAGCGAUUCUUCCUGUUUGACCGAUUUACGGUGCUGUACAUUGCGAUCAGUAUCCCCUUGAUUGCUUACACGUCCCUGAUACAUCAGAUGGUGUUUGGGAAGAGCUACGAAUUUCUCCCAUUGAUGUUCACGAGCUCCUACUCAGCAAUAGGAGUGGUUGGAAGCUGGCUGGGAUUCAUGGUAGUUUACUUCACCUCGUGA